Molecule: messenger RNA, 678 nt
Organism: Striga asiatica
Lineage: Eukaryota; Viridiplantae; Streptophyta; Magnoliopsida; Lamiales; Orobanchaceae
Source: the annotation of a GenBank genome assembly
UUUACACUUUGCCCACCAAUCUUUUUCCGGCGACACUUUAACCCUUGAACUUCAGGAUUUGUUACACUUUCCGACUUCCGGCCAUCGGACUCGCAAAAUGAAGGGCAAAGUCGACCUUUCAGAAUUCUAGGGCAAAGAAAAAUUCAAGAAAAUGUGGAGGCAGACGUCGGAGGUGACCUUGGAUGAGUAUUGCACUUGUGGAAAGCGGACGGUGAUGGUGACGUCGUGGACGGACAACAACCCUGGAAGGCGAUACGCGAAGUGCAAUGAGAGUGGAUGCAAACGUUUUGUGUGGAUCGACCCUCCAAUGUGUACAAGAGCUCGACAAAUUAUCCCUGGACUUUUGAGACGCAUUAAUCUGGCAGAGGCUGAAUUGGCAAGCAAGAAAAAAAGGGUGAAGUGGCUGUGGUUUGCUAUUGUUGUUUCAUGGAUCAUGAUGUUUUUCCUUCUUAAGAAGUAGGCAGGCUAAGUUGAUAUGGUGUUAGACUUGUUUUGUUAUCUUUGUUUUGGAUGGAGUGAUUGUGGUGUGGCUAAGUUCUUAAGUUAGUGAAGUAUGACUUAUUCAAAUGUUUGUGUAAUGUGGUUUGUGAUUCAAAUGGUUUGUGUAAUGAAUGUGGGAUUUUGGUAUUGAAAGGCUUUUGUAAGACCUGUUCUGUUCAAUUUGUAUGGAAUGUGCUU